GGGCUGACUUGACGCUAGUGGCAGGAAUGGCGGCUAUGAUUACUAGAGGAAGGAACCCAAAGACCCUGAAACUUUACUUCUAACGGCCCCGCAGAGGAAUUUGUUUCCAGCUAAACGUAGAAGCUCCAUCCUACGCCAGAUUAUAGGGAGAAGAAGUGCUUCACAUUGAGAUUAACGCGAUAGAUGUCCGGGUUGAGGAGGUGGACGCACUUUGCGACUUGCUAGUUAGCCUAACGUUAGUGCCGCUGACUUUGAUUGAAGGUAGCUGUUAGCUCGCAGCACUACUAGCCAGCUGUUGGCUACUUGGCUUGGCUGGCCCAACAAGUUAACUUAGUGGUUAACUGUGUGAAAGCAUUCCUUAUUUGUAUCUUCGGGCUAGGAUGUGUGCUCUGGGUCAGUAGACAGUAUUCUGAACCUUUACAGAGACUGGGAGCACACGACAACAAGUCGACACGGCGCCUAUUGAACAUUAUUACUGCUAACCCUUAACGUUAGCUCGGCACUAGCUAAGUUGGGAUUCUGAAGUCUCGCCCAUUUUUGGAUCCUGCCCCAGCCAUUGGCUAAGGGCUAAUCAACAGCCAACUAGUCUGCUUUUCAGGGUCAAUUGGUACUACGAUGGAAAGUCUAACGCUGAGUGAUGUCGAGCAGAAAUAUUACUCGGAUUUGUUCGUUUACUGCGACACGGACAACACCAAGAAAGUGGCUUCCAAUGGAAGAGUUCUUGACCUUUUCCGGGCGGCCCAGCUACCCAGCGAAGUUGUCCUGCAGAUCACAGAGCUAUGUGGAGCCACUCGGCUGGGUCACUUCGGACGGAGCCAGUUCUACAUUGCUUUGAAGCUCAUUGCCAUCGCCCAGUCAGGGCUGCCCCUGAGGGUGGAAAGCCUCAACUCGGUCAAGGACCUGCCGCUGCCCAGGUUUGUGGUGGGGAAGAACGAGGCAGAGGCGAGACAUGCUGCACUGUACCAGGAUACAGACAGCCAGGGCUUGUACCCAGCCCCAGGUGCUGCAGUAAUACCCAGACCCCCGGGCAGGGGCCACCAGAACAAGAAAGGUCCCCCCUCAUCCACUUCACUUCCGGUCCACGAGGUCAUCCAGCCACUAGCACCUAGCAUAGAACCACAGCCCGAACCAACAUCCCCGGUGGUCUCGCCUCAUCAGUCUCCCCCCACGUCCCCUCACUCCUGGAGGAAACACAAGAGGCAACACAGUGGAGGAAAUGCAGACAGACAACCAGUCGUGGCUGCAACUGGAGCUGUGUGGACGCAGUUCAGAGAACCACAAACGGGUCCAGUGACUGGUGAUGGCAUGUGGUCAUCCCACUCACCUCCACCUCCAGGUCAGGAAAGUUGGGUCAGUUUUACAGCAGACACACCACCAUCCAGCACUCUCCCAGCAAUGCAUCCCUCGUCAGUCCAGGAAAGCACAACGAUACGAACAGUGGCCUCAGCUGCAACGACCAAUGAGAUCCAGCGACAGUCCAGUACCUACGAUGAUCCAUGGAAGAUCACAGAUGAGCAGCGACAGUAUUACAUUAACCAGUUUAAAACUAUUCAGCCUGACCUCACUGGUUUCAUACCAGGUUCAGCAGCAAAAGAAUUCUUCACCAAAUCAAAACUACCAAUUUUAGAGUUGUCACAUAUUUGGGAGCUGUCAGACUUUGAUAAAGACGGAGCAUUGACCUUGGAUGAGUUCUGUGCCGCCUUUCACCUGGUUGUAGCCAGGAAGAAUGGCUAUGACCUCCCAGAGAAGCUGCCUGAGAGCCUCAUGCCAAAGCUGAUUGACCUGGAUGAUUCAGCAGAAGUCCCGGAGCCGACUGCUGAUGUUGGAUACUCAGCAUCGCCAGUGGAGGUGACCCCCAACAAGUCUCCCUCCAUGCCUUCACUCAACCAGGCCUGGCCAGAGAUGAACCAGAGCAAUGAGCAGUGGGAGACGUUUAGCGAGCGCUCCUCCAGCUCACAAACUCUGACCCAAUUUGACUCUAACAUUGCACCAGCUGACCCUGACACAGCCAUCGUCCACCCUGUUCCCAUCCGGAUGACGCCCAGCAAGAUUCACAUGCAGGAGAUGGAGCUGAAGAGGACUGGCAGCGACCACAACCACCCUACCAGUCCUCUGCUGACUAAACCUCCAGAACUGUCUGAAGAAGCCAAAUUACCUGCCUCUAUGAAGUUUGUAGCCGCCAACACUGUAGGUGACGGUUACAGCAGUUCAGACUCCUUCACCUCUGACCAGGAGCCUAUCACCAGGCAAAGGUCUCAGUCGGGUACGUCUCCAGAGGCUCUCAAGGUGGUAGCCCCGCCUCCCCCUCCACCCCGCCCCCACCCCUCCCACUCUCGUUCCUCGUCUCUGGACAUGAACCGCACCUUCGCUGCCACAUCUGCUACAGGACAACCUCAGCCCUCUACGAUAGCUUACCCUCCUGCUGUGCCUCCUCGACCGCUACCCACACAGACGUCAGUACCACUUACUGGACAUCGUGUAGAGGCUGAAGGUGUGCCAGGAGGUGGGGCGGUGCUCACCACCACCUCCCCACAGCAGAUUCCUCAGCAGCCAAACUUUGCAGACUUCAGUCAGUUUCAGGCCUUUGCUGCUUCUGAACAGCCCUCCAGCCUGCCAGAGGUCGAUAAACACAGCGAGGCAGGACAGGUGGACAAGACAUCGGAGGGUGCUGGCCCUUUAAGAACAGUGAAAAGCGAUGGCCAAGCAGAUGAGAGAGCCUCAGCUACAGUCAACUCUACGAAGGGCUCUUCUGGCCCACUAGCUCCUCCACCAAAACCUGUACGUCGGAGGUUGAAGUCUGAAGAUGAGCUACGACCAGAGGACGAGCAGCACGGUCCGCAGAAAUCAAAUGUCAUAGCUGCUGUCCUGGCCACUCAGCCCUCCAUCCCCAGGUCAGUUGGAAAAGACAAAAAGGCAAUUCAAGCUUCAAUCAGAAGGAACAAGGAGACAAACACAGUUUUGGCACGACUGAACAGUGAACUGCAGCAGCAGCUGAAGGACCUGCUUGAAGAGAGGAUAUCUCUGGAAGUCCAGCUGGAGCAGCUCAGACCUUUCUCUCAUCUUUAACCAACCUAUGGAGGAAAACUCUGCUCUAGUUCAUCCGAAGCAAGGCUGUGGCCCUCGAUGUGACUCCCCCCUCCAUCCCUCCCCUCUUUUCUCCUUCCAUCACCUCAACUUGCCCCGGAGGCACUGACCUGCCGCAGGGUGUCCCGUUAAAACUCUCAUGCUCAAUCACACACUGAAUCAUAAACCGGAUGGACAUGAGAGCAGAGUCUCACAGUGGGAGGAGGCGACAAGAGGGGAUUUUACAAACUGGCACUUUUCAAUUUUUUCUAAAGAGAGGUGAAGGUGAGGAUGACAGCAAACUGAGAGACGGUUAGGAGUGUUGGACAUGACGCUUCAACUUUGAGUCUGGUCUGAAGACAAACUGCUGGGGUCUGAUUACUUUAUUCUCUGAAUGACUGAAGAAGAAAGAGUGUAUUGCAGAGUGUAUUUCUUGUUUGUGUGUGAUUGUUCGUGCAUUUGUGUUCCUGUUUAGUGACUUACUUGGAGGCUAGUGUCAGUAUGCUUGACACUGCUGCACCAAACUCCCUUUAAAUAUCAGGUAAAUUUAAAGAACUGUUAAACAAUUUGGGACAUACCUAGCCUAGUUAAGCCUAAAGACUGGAAGCAGGGGAAAACAGCUAGACCGGCUCUCUCCAACAUAAAUAUUACACCUACGAAUACCUCUGAAUGUUACCAAUUAACAUGUCUGGUCUCACUCAUUUAAAGUGCACACACACGUAAAAGUAGGCUAAAACUUCCUGUGAAAAAAUGUGAAUCCAGUUAUUUCCCAAAAUGUUCAAAACCGUACCUUAAAUCUCACUACUAUAGUAUACUAUAGUAGUAUAGUAUAGUCUGCUUUUAUACUAUACUAUUGAAAACUGGACAAUAGUCAGCUGCUUGGAGGUCGUAUUUUUUUUUCGAAUAUCGUCAGAAAUAGUCUGUUCUGCUGAACAUUUGCUACCUGGUUGUCCUUGGUUGUCCACUAUUUUUCAAAACUGUUUGAAAGAGGCUUUGAAAACAGAGGGAAGCCCACAGUCUAUAGAGGCCAGUGAGCAAUGUAUAAUAAAUUGCCAUUUUUUUGAAUGGAGUUUGGUGUGUUCACCUCCUUUGUAAAACAUACUGGGUGACUUGUGGUCAGGACUGAGUGUAUGUUUGUGUGAGGCCUUUAAUGGCUAAAUCAUCAUGGUGAAGGCUUUUUGACUCAUCCUGUGACAUGAAUUCAGCCCACCUUCCUCUUAUUACUGCCCCUUCAAGACUACAUAUAUAAAUGUGUGUGUAUGUGUGUGUGUGGUAGAUGCAGUGAAUGGAAGUGCUGUGUCUUCUGUUUUCUUUUCUCAAUGUUACACAGUGUUUGAGGAUUGUGACUGAAUGGUUUAACUUUAUGCCAAAUGACUGAACUAUCACUCACCUCUACUUGGGCUGUGUUUGAGGAAAAAUGCAACCUCUUCUCCUUUCCUACUAGGUUUUCUUGAUUUUUGUUUGAAACAUUGCUGUGGCUCCACAUUUCAGCUUACUUUUUAAUCUCUUACUCUUGAACGCUGCGGUUAUUUUCGAUCUUAACUUCACCUGUUUGGGAUAGCAUUUGGUCUAAACAGGCGUUCAUUUGAAAGGCUUAAAGAUAUUCCAGCUGCUUGACUGCAGGAGGCAGCGUUUAUGAAGAAUCACGUUGCUGAUCAGGGAGAAGUUUUCCUGUGAUUUCUCUUCAGAUCCAAACUGAUGGUGCAGGUAGAGUUGACUUAAAAAUUGAGCUGUUUUCCAAUCGGGCAGUCAGCACUAUGCAAGUAUGGGCGAUACAUCCUCAUAGACCAACUAUACUUAGCUGUUUGUACUAUGAUAGUAGCAACUGUGUGAACAGUAUACUGUUUUUUGUAUCGUAGAUCUUCCAGAACGCCAUCUACUGUAUGUUUGUGACUCAUUUUGCCUUUUUUGGUACUGACAAGCGGUCCGCUUCCCCCUGCUUCCGCUCCAGAGGGAAGUAAACUCCAGAUCAGUGUUUUUAUCAGGGCAGUUUCACCUGAAGUCUGCAAGAUAAUAUCCUUGCUGGGUGUAGAUGAAGCUUAGCAGGAGACCAGUCAACAGAAUGGGAGACCUGAAUGACCCAACUGCACUUUGAACUGAACUCCCUCCCCCCACACCCACCUCCCUCAUUAUUACUUUUAUUUGUUAUGUUCCUAUUUGCUUACUUUUAACCUACAUGUUUGUUCUCAUCUCUUGCAUAUAUUUAAAAAAAAAAAAAACAAA
This is a messenger RNA of Amphiprion ocellaris (clown anemonefish), 5286 nucleotides long. RefSeq names its product RALBP1 associated Eps domain containing 1 (gene reps1). Bases 616 to 3066 code for a protein of 816 amino acids. NCBI's taxonomy places the organism in Eukaryota, Metazoa, Chordata, Actinopteri, Pomacentridae. The record is from RefSeq and is a predicted model, not a curated record. Gene Ontology annotation, molecular function: calcium ion binding; protein binding. The transcript is spliced from 19 exons. Gene Ontology annotation, biological process: endocytosis; endosomal transport. Gene Ontology annotation, cellular component: cytoplasm; plasma membrane.